CCAACCGAAUUCAGCCUGCCUUUGCUUCAUCAUCCAAAGGAAAAUCCCCAGAUAAGGCAUAUGGCUUUCAGAGAGGCGGGAGAAAACAAGCAGCAAUAAUUCUUUCACAGGAGACUUAUUCACCGUCAUGAUGCAAUUGGAAAGAGAUGGCCACUAUUUCAUUAGAAAAUUCUGUUUGGUUGAUUGAAGUGUUCAAUAGGCAGAGCUGUACAAGGCCCAUGUGUUAUAAGUGCCUUUGUGAAGCUGCUUGUACAAGAGACAGCCGUAUUUUUUAGAAGAUGAUCUCGGCCAGCUAGAUCCUGCUCUUACCUUAUGUGUCAUCUGUAGUAGUUUGCCAGCUGCCUGACGUGAAACUGACUCCAGCGUUUGCAAACCCUGAGGACAAUAUUAAGUUGGGCAUGAAAACUGCUGAAUGCAUAGCACAUCUUGUGUAAUCAAUGCCAACAAAGAGGACACAAAAUGUCAUCAAGGAGAGUCACUGUAUGAAAACAACAUUGCUUAACAAAACAGUCAAGAAACUCACAUUUUUGAAGCCAGAAAUGCCACUGAGCAUGAAAAUUUACAGCCAAAUGUAUAGAAGUCUGCAAUCACACUGAUGGAUGAUUAACACAUGUAUUGAUACAUUUUUACUUAAUCCAACUUUGUCUGCAGUGUCCUCUCCUAAGCAUUUGUUACAUCGUUGUUGCUUAAAAGGGGGUUCCUGACUUGUUGGAGUUCAUAACUGGAGAGGAUUCUAUUGUUAGUUCCUCACCAAUUCAAUCUUACACCAUGGCUUUGAAUGUUGCUCCUGUAAGAGACACAAAAUGGCUGACAUUAGAAGUGUGCAGGCAGUUCCAGAGAGGAACUUGUUCACGCUCUGAUGAGGAAUGUAAAUUUGCACAUCCACCCAAAAGCUGCCAGGUUGAAAAUGGAAGAGUCAUUGCCUGCUUUGAUUCUCUAAAGGGACGGUGCACACGGGAGAACUGCAAAUACCUUCAUCCACCAACACAUUUGAAAACCCAGCUAGAAAUUAAUGGUAGGAAUAAUCUGAUCCAACAGAAAACUGCUGCAGCGAUGCUUGCACAGCAGAUGCAGUUCAUGUUCCCAGGAACACCCCUUCAGCCAAUGCCCUCAUUUCCUGUAGGGCCAACAAUAGGAUCCAACACAGCACUAAGCUUUGCACCAUAUUUAGCGCCUGUUACGCCUGGGGUUGGAUUAGUUCCUACUGAAAUUGUCCCCACACCACCCGUCAUUGUUCCCGGAAGCCCCCCUGUCACAGUCCCUGGGUCAACUACAACACAGAAACUCCUCCGGACAGAUAAACUAGAGGUUUGCAGGGAGUUCCAGCGAGGAAACUGUGCACGGGGCGAAACAGACUGCCGUUUUGCACAUCCUGCAGACAGCACAAUGAUUGAUACAAAUGACAACACCGUAACUGUUUGUAUGGAUUACAUAAAGGGGCGCUGCAUGAGGGAGAAAUGCAAAUAUUUUCACCCUCCUGCUCACUUGCAGGCCAAAAUCAAGGCGGCUCAGCACCAAGCCAACCAGGCUGCAGUGGCAGCGCAGGCCGCCGCUGCAGCUGCGACAGUGAUGACUCAGUCGACUGCCAAAGCAAUGAAGCGACCUCUCGAGGCAACUGUAGACCUGGCCUUUCCUUCUGGUGUAUUUCAUCCUUUACCAAAGAGACAAGCACUUGAGAAAAGCAAUGGUGCCAGUGCUGUUUUUAAUCCGAGUUUCUUACACUAUCAACAGGCUCUUGCUAAUGCACAGUUGCAACAACAUGCAGCCUUUAUUCCAACAGGGUCAGUUUUGUGCAUGACACCUGCUACCAGUAUUGAUAAUCCUGAAAUAGUCAACCGGAUUGGACUGGAAUGUCAAGAGGCCUCAUUGAGAACAGCAAAGCAUUGUUACUGUACAUACUACCCUGUCUCUUCCUCAAUAGAAUUGCCACAAACUGCAUGCUGAGUAAAGAGUUUGUUCGUCUGGACAAAUCACAAACACAAAGAGCUAGUGCUGCUAUAUCAUAUAUGAAUAUUACAUAUGGUAUGCUUAGUAUACUCUAAAAACUAAUCUAGUUAACUACCUGAUGCCAGCUGUGAUGGUUCAAAACAUAAAAGGGUAACGUUUUAGUUUUAAAAGUUUUAUACAACACCGUUUACUUCUUAGAAAUGCCGUCUGACCACCAUAAUUAUAGCUAAUGUAAUUAGUCCUAUUCAUAUAUUAUUGUAGGGUUCACAACUUUAUGGAUCUUUCAAUGUUAGCAAUAAGUGAUGUACAUUGGCCACUAAGCCCAGGAUCCAAAGAGCCACAUGAUUAGUCCCACAUGGACAAGGUCACAUUGGAUGCGUAUUUGUCAAACGUAUUUGUCACCUACUUUGCAUGCUGAAUUAUUUUCUGAAAAGGUGGAGAGUUUCAAAAGUAGUUUGUGACAGCACAAAAGAGUUCUUGGCUCGAACCAAAACGGCAGAUGCAAGAACUUGAGUGUGUCAUGGUGGCUCUUUGGAUCUUGGCCAAUACAUAUGAACUGCAGAUUUGACUUUUAACCCUUUUGACAAUUUUGUACUCUCUUAAAAAAUUCACUUCUCUACCGGGCAGUUAAUGCCAAGACUAAAGAGGUGUUGCAAAAGCAGAAACCGGUAUUCCUGCACCCCCCCCCCCCCCCCCCCCCCCCGCGCAAAGUCCCAAAUAGAGGAUCCAAGGUAAAGCACAAAAGCAGAGAUGCACCUGAGCUGAUUUUGGACACGUACGAAGAAUUUGUACCAGAAUCAUGGCAUUCUAGAAUUAAAUUGAACCUUUGCACGGUAUGACUUUCAUACCCCUAACAAAGUCUUGACUAUGUUAUUUUACAAAGAGAGAGAAUAUUUUUUAAAAGAAGCCUUUGCAGAAGUGCCUAAAUUUUGCCACACCAGACUUGAAACUAAGUGACACUGCAGUCUAUCAUUGAAAAUACAAGCGGUUAAGCUUUCAGAUUUGCAAUCAGGUUACCAAAAAGAGCUUGCUCUGAAGUAGCUUCUUCCCAAUUAAAGAAAUGAGGCUGUAGGUGAAAAGAUUAGCAUGAUAUUCUGAUUUAACUCAAGCUGAAUUCAGUCAUUGUGAAAACUGAUAAGUGACUUUAAUUUAAUUGAUUAGAAAAAUAUGAAACGGGAUGUAGAGAGAGUUUCAUUUUAAUCCAUUGUUAUUGCUGCCGUAUUUUUAAAAUCAGGUUAAAGACGUUGUAACCGGAUUACAGCACAGAGAAAGAAACUAGUUCUUUUAACUUUUUCUUUUAAAAGCUUAUUUUAUGUCACAGAAAUAAAAAGAUAUCUUUAAUACAACUAUAUACAUAUUAUAUAUACACAUACAUAUAUAUGGACAAAACAGAUUUUAAUGUUUACUUUUUUAAAUACUGUGUUGAUUUACAAAGUAAUUAUAUACAUUUGAUUAAUGUAGGAGGUUUGUUUUUAAAAUUUGUUUCCUACACUAUUGUACCAAAUAUGUCACAUUUCACAUUUUAUAUGUUGCACACAGAUCACAUAAGUACAUGGUUUUUAAAUUAUUGUUUAUAAAACAAAAAAGCAGCUGUCCUAUGGAAAUAUGUAUAAUUUAAACAUCUGGGGUUUUUUUCCAUGUGAACAUGAUAAAUGAUUGCAGUAUUUUAACUUAGCGUUUCAGAUUGAUUCUAAAAUCUUUAGCUUUGGCAGCACUGCUUAUUCUGAGAGAACAGAAGCACUAAUUGAUUUUUUUUGUUAAUGAAAUUAUUUUUCAGUGUUACUCUUGUUUUUCAAAGGUCUCAUCUGUUUAUAUUAAAACACUAGCUUCGAUCACCUAAAGGGGAGAACACUCUACCCCCAAACUGAUGGUAAACACAGUGUUUGUAAUCUUACAUUUGUUUUAUUUUGUGAGGAAUAUGUAUCUUUUUUAAUUUUACUUGUAAAUUUUCUGAAUCAUUAUAACUAGAUCGGUAACCUGGCCAUUUACUGACAUCUGUAGUUGUUGGGGUUUUAUUUUUAAAUGAUCCAUUUAAACAUUUGAUAGUUUAUUGGACAACACUAAAUGGCAAUUUAUAUAUGUUGUUGAAAUAUUUAAACUGUAGAAAGAAUAUUUUAGUGCACCUAUUAUGUUUAAGCAAUUAUUUCAUUAGAAUCACUCCGAUGUUAUUUUCUUUUUAUUAAUGAUCAAAUUUUCAUUACCUAUCUGAGUUUUCCUCCUGGAAAAAGAGAGAGAGAGAAAGAGCACGUAUUUUUGAAAAAGAGAGCUUUGAUGUACUGUUCUGUUCCUAUGUUUUGAAAAUAAUUAUGUCGAUCCGUAUGCUCUUUGUUUCAGGAUAGUGUUGUUGGUUUUAAUGGAACUAAACUGGAAUAAAUGGCGUGAGCAUCACAGUUUACGAGCACGAGUCACAGAGAUUGUACAGGCAGAAAAAGCCGAACCUGCUGAAAGGCAGGCCACACAGGCCACUCUUGAAUGUAACUGCCCUGGCUGAAACCAUUACCUGCUUCCUUAGGAUUUAUCACUAACACCGUAGCACGCUAAUCUCUGCCACAUGUCAGCAGCUUCCCUGUUUGCAGGCCUUUCUAGCCUUUCUUCGCUGCACUGCUGAAUCCCGCUUUGUCCGUGCUUCAGCCAGCUCUCUGCUCUCCACUCUGUGUUCCUUCUUUCCUGCCCAGCCCUGAUAUCCUUUCCUUCAAACAGGGCACAUAUAAAUAGUCGCUUGGAUCAGUCUCUUGAAUCAGCCGUUUUGGCAUCUAAAUUAAACACGCUGCUUGAUCUUUCUAGUUUGUUUGCUUGCCUCACUUGAUUGUCCUGGCCUCCUUCUUUGGCCUGAAUCCCAAAGCUGAUUCUUUGCUUUUAUCAGAAUGUAUCUAUCUGCUGAACGAACAGGGUGAACCUGUAUGCCAGUUCUAAUUUGCCCCCGCAAAAGACAGCCUGUCCCUAUUCAUUCCAGCAAGGCUGUCUAGAAUAGAAGUUUUGCAAAUACAGACUUGCGCCUAUUCAUCUUCAGGCAAGCUGUCUUGGAAAGAGCAAAACUGUACUACCCGGUUCCCAUUUCGCUCUGUCCGUGCUCGGCCGCACUUUGUUUAAUCUCUGUGCCUCUUGCUUCAAAUCUGUAAUAAUAUUGACAAAUUAAUUAGCGUAAAUAUAAAAUAAUGAGUACAUGGUUUUUUAUUUAUUAAAGAGUAAUUUUGUAGAGUACAUUGAAUUUGGGGGAAAUCUAAAACUAUUUUUCUGUAUAAAUAUUAUUUGCCAAAACUUCAUUUAUAUUUUGGGAAAAAGAGUGUCUAAUGAUGGUAAAUGGAGCUUGUUUUGGUUUUAUUUUUAUUUUUUAAAUAUCUCCCUUGACACAACCAUGAAAUGGGACAAUAUAGUCAGCAAAUACAGAGGCUGGGACAUAAUUUCAAGUUACUUGAGAUGUCUCUGCAUUUUCUAUAAGAGCACUUCACCAAAAUACCUUAAUUUGCCCAUAAAAAAUGAUCAGUGGCGACAUUUACACUGCAUACUUUCGCUAACAGUUAAAUAAGCCCCUUCUGUUAUUCUAUGUACUGUAACUAUUUAGCAGCCUGUUUAAAUACCCAUUUAUGAGUUUGUUGAGAUAUUAUUUAAUUACCCAAUGUGCAACCAUGGAAAUAAAAAGAAGCAUCUUAAAAUGUU
Messenger RNA from Anolis sagrei ordinatus, 5604 nucleotides. The record is from RefSeq and is a predicted model, not a curated record. NCBI's taxonomy places the organism in Eukaryota, Metazoa, Chordata, Lepidosauria, Squamata, Anolidae.